AUGGCUCUAAAAUUGCGGGAUUUGUGCAGAAAAGCAAAAAAAUCCACUUUUAAUGUUUCGAUCGAAGGGGAAGCGGGACGUGGAGUUCAAGAAGUGGGUUUCUGUUUAAAGAAAUAUAUUUUAUCUAGUGCUGUAUCCGAAUCUGUGGAAACCAUCAUCCUCUGGAGCGAUUCCUGCGAUGGCCAGAAUGGCAAUAUAAAAAUGGUUCUCUUGCUAAAAAGUAUUCUUGAGGAUUCGGUACAUUUAAAAAGUAUUAGAUUAAGGUUUCUCGUGUCUGGUCAUAGUUUCCUACCAAACGAUAGCGACUUCGGUGACGUAGAAUGCGCGAUUAAGAGACAAAAUAAAGUAUUUUGCCCUUAA
Molecule: messenger RNA, 360 nt
Organism: Brassicogethes aeneus
Lineage: Eukaryota; Metazoa; Arthropoda; Insecta; Coleoptera; Nitidulidae
Source: the annotation of a GenBank genome assembly